CGGCAAGUGAAGGCAUCAUUGGUUACAUCAUCACCAAGCGUCAGCUGUGUACAUACAAUUACCGCAUCUACUGUGCUCAAAUGGCUAAAAACUGAAUCCUAUUUCUUAACAGAUCCAUACUCAAACCCUAUCGUUCACAGACUUUGGCAAAGCGUGUGCUACUGUUACUCUUAUUGUUUUGUAGGCUAACUGGUAUUUCUGAGGGUAGCAGCGGACUCUCCACCUUCUGCCACAGUGCGUUAAGUAUUGCAGCUAGCUAGCUUGAGGCUAACUCCGUCAGAGGAGAAGAUCUGUGCAGCUUGACCCGCAGCCUGCUCAGAGGAUGGACAGUGAAAUCCAACGAGAUGGGAGAGUCCUGGACCUCACCGACGAUGCUUGGAGGGAAGACCGACUGCCUUAUGAAGAUGUUACCAUCCCUCUGAGUGAACUGCCCGAGGCUGAGCAGGACAACGGAGGAUCCACAGAGUCUGUAAAAGAACAAGAGAUGAAGUGGACAGACCUCGCCCUGCAGAGCCUGCACGAAAACACACCAAACACUGGAAGCUAAAAGACUAAUCCGGAAUCAGACUGUUGGACAAAAGCAGACAUGCACGUGGACACUGAAUUCAGACAAAUGUAAUUCACUGUCUUUGCAUUUUGUUGUCUUUUGAAGCAUUUGCAGUAUGUUCCAGCUAAGCAGAAAUGAUGCAAAAAGCUAUGAUUCUAGUCCAGGAGGCAGUCCUUGUAUGUGUUAACAAUAACACUUCCUCUUAAAAUAUUUUUUUUAUUUUGUGUUGAAUCCAAAAAGUCGGAAGGACUGUGAGACACUGGUGAGACACUGUGUGUGCCUGUAAAAGUGUUCUUUGCUUACUAAAAAAAUCUGUCAACUUUCCAUCACUUCAUAAAGUAUCAUAAAGCAUUGAAACUUUAGUCUCAUUUUAUAAAGUUGUGAUCAUAAAUCAGAGCAUCCUGUAUGAAUAUAGUCCUGGACGUAAAUAUGACAAACAUCACAAGCAAGGAACAGCACCUAAUAUCUCAAUUCUAGUUUCUGGCUGUUUCUAUACAAGAUCUUCUGAAGACCCUUGUGCGUGCACACACACACACACACACACACAAAAUAAUUUAUUUUGACCAAGGGGAUGGUCAAAGCUACUAAAAUACUGAAAAAAAUGUUCUUCCAAGUCACUGAUAUGCAAGAAUGUGGACUGGCUAAAUUUGGGAGCAUAACCAAUGAAGGUUUUAAGAGAAAAGGGAAAGUUUUUAAGAGGAACUACACUGUAUUAGGUAACUAAAACUAAUGCAGUCUAAUCAACAACCAUGCAAUAAAUCCUACUUUCAUCAAG
Messenger RNA from Siniperca chuatsi (mandarin fish), 1322 nucleotides. RefSeq names its product anaphase promoting complex subunit 13 (gene anapc13). The record is from RefSeq and is a predicted model, not a curated record. Gene Ontology annotation, cellular component: anaphase-promoting complex. The coding region runs from base 323 to 547 and encodes 74 amino acids. The transcript has 2 exons. Gene Ontology annotation, biological process: protein K11-linked ubiquitination. Lineage: Eukaryota; Metazoa; Chordata; Actinopteri; Centrarchiformes; Sinipercidae.